Sphaerulina musiva SO2202 is the source of this 834-nucleotide messenger RNA. RefSeq lists its product as uncharacterized. Lineage: Eukaryota; Fungi; Ascomycota; Dothideomycetes; Mycosphaerellales; Mycosphaerellaceae. The coding region runs from base 1 to 834 and encodes 277 amino acids. The transcript has 2 exons. The record is from RefSeq and is a predicted model, not a curated record.
AUGCUAUCCAGGAGGACGUUUUCGCGCGAGAAGUUUGAAAUAGAUGAGAUCGCCCGACAGGUUGGGACUGAUCAGCCUUGCAAGACGGCACCCUGCAUGAUCGACAUCCCCGCAACGAUCAGAAGAGAAGCACUGGUUGCUGGAAGCAUUCUGGGCCGCCUUCCGGCAGAACUACGAAUCAUGAUAUAUGAGUACGCCCUGCAAGAAGGCUACGACGGGGCCGACACCGUAUAUCUCGAACCCGAUGUCAGAAGCAAACUCUCAUUAGGCAGGCUGAGGGCCGCGCCCGUACCUGAAGGCGACAAGUCCGGUCCUCUACAUGUGUGCGGCCUACCGGCAACCUGCAAGCAAUUGCGGAGAGAAAGCCUUGCACUGUACUAUUCCAUCAAUCGCUUCUACAUCCAGACGGAAUAUCUGAAGAGCGACGAGAAAGACGAUAUCAUGGAGCAAAUCAGAAACUGGACGAAGAGCAUUGGUCUCGCUCGAGCACACGAGAUGCGAGAUGUCACCAUCAGUUUAGCCUCUUUCAAAGAUCACCAGCACGGCCAGCAUGUUCCUCUCCAUAUCGAGUGGAACCAUAUGAGGGACCUUCGCCUUCUCUUUCAUCCGCGCGGCCGGCUCGGGGUGCGGUUCUAUCUGCAAGGCAGCAAAACGGCGACGUUCACGCUCGGUUCGCGAGCUUCGAUCGAGGAACAGCUCGAUCGGAUGGCAGAGGUGUGGUGUAUGAGGUGGCAGAAGACGCGCAAGUAUAGCGAGUGGGUGGCGAGGACCAUGGCCAACAUGGACAGAGCCGAUGUUGCGAGGCUGUUUGUUGAUAUGCCAGAGCAUGUUUGA